Messenger RNA from Gambusia affinis (western mosquitofish), 1283 nucleotides. RefSeq lists its product as uncharacterized. The record is from RefSeq and is a predicted model, not a curated record. The transcript has 6 exons. NCBI's taxonomy places the organism in Eukaryota, Metazoa, Chordata, Actinopteri, Cyprinodontiformes, Poeciliidae. The coding region runs from base 454 to 1137 and encodes 227 amino acids.
CAGACGGAGUUUGGGGAAGAAGACGGGAGCUGAUUUUUUGAGACCCCAUAGGCCAAAACCUACAAACUAUCACGUUCUAUCAAAUUUUCUUACAUAUUCUAUCAAACUGUCUUAUAUAUACACUAUCAAAUUCUCUUAUAUAUACUAUCAAACUCUUAUAUUUACUGUCAAAUUGUCUUUCAGACGAUCCUUCAUUCGCUGAUCAUGUUUUCAGGUUUCCUACCCAGAAGGAAGUGAACAGUAUAAAAUAGUGCAAAUAGUGAAUGAAGCGGGACAACUUCGCUGAAACAUGUUGCUUGAACCUUCACGGUGUCCUUAGUUAUCUAGAUAAGAGUGCUGAACCAGCACGCGCGUAUUUUGUCUCCAGGGCGGUGCGGAGGAAACCGUAUUUGAUGGAGAAACGCGAAUCUACGUGUAACGGGAAGUAAUUGAUACGCAGAGAGAAGUAGAAACAUGUUGGCGCUGGUGAUAAGUUUGAUCUCCUUGAUUCCAGCUAAUGGAGCUGCUCAUGGAGCUGAUGUGAGCAUUUCACCUGGAAACGGUUUUAAACAUCGAGUCGGAGUAGAUUUCAACUUGAGUUGUAAAUUCACAUUUUUAUCCUCCAUGCAUUUUGCACAGAUGUGGAAAGAAGGUGAAAGUAAGAAGUGUCUCAUCAACAUGACCUCCUCUCAGCCCAAUGUGACUGUGGUUCUGCACAUCGCGUCUGCAAAAAUAGCAGACACUGGGAAUUACAGCUGUAGCACUCAUCCAGAUUAUAAAACAGUUGAUGCAAUUAGUCCUCUAGUCUACAUUCAAAUAACAGGGUCACAGGCAGAGUUUCAGCCCAUCUCAACUGUCAGUGUUCAAGAAACGCCAUCUGACUAUGAAAAGUCACCAGGCCAUCACAGGCAAGGCAGCCAGUCGACACCAUCCACCCCGACCACAGUGAGCAGCCAGAAGCCCUGCAGCACAGACCUACAUAACAGUAAACCAGAUCUCUAUGUUUCUAGUCUGCAGGAUCAGAUGUGGUACUGGAUGCUUCUGGGAAAAGCUGUAAUCCUCCUCCUCAGUUUGACCUCUCUGGCAGUCAAACACAAGAGAGGACAAGGCAGAAAGACAACUCUCCGUGCACCACAGCAGCAGUCUCAGCUGUUAUGAGUAAUGAUUUUUGACAGAAAAGAAUACAGUUCUCAGAAUAAGUCUUUCUCUUUUAGGUGGAAAUGUGUGAAAAGAAUAUUCUGUCAAAACUGAUGCAUUGUAUUGCAUAAGCAUAUUUGUCAUGGACAUUAAAAUAUAAUCUGUGU